CAUUAGGCUCUCUCUCUCUCUCUCUCUCUCUCUCUCUCUCUCUCUCUCUCUCUCUCUCUCUCUCUCUCUCUCCCUCAGUUUUACUCACUCUCUGUAACGUGUCAAAGCCAACCAAUUAAAGAAUGAAUUUCUCGUUUAGAAAACCAACACCGUCUUCAGAUUGGUUGGCUCUCGCUAAGAAGCUGGAAUAUGUGCAACAGUACAACUUUCCAUACAUCGAUGAUGUCAGUAAAUUCGGCGAAAUGUUAAUAAUCGGCGAGGGCACGUUUGGGAAAGUGUUCAAGGCCAGGAAUAAGCACACGGAAAAGUUUGUGGCUCUGAAGUUGAUUAUGGUGUUUAACGAAGAAGGUUUCCCAAUGACGGCGAUUCGAGAAAUCAAGAUCCUGCAGCGACUCGAUCACGUAAACAUCGUGCAUCUUAUCGAGAUCUGCAAGUCUAGAGGAUCACCGGAAAACUACUUCAAAGCAAAUUUCUUCCUCGUUAUGGAGUUCUGCGAACACGAUCUCGCCGCAUUCCUGCUCAACAAAAACGUGACAUUAAAAUUGGAAGAGAUAAAAAUGAUGCUCAAAAUGAUGCUCAACGGGCUGUUCUACCUACACAGCAACAAGAUCCUCCAUAGGGACCUCAAACCGGCAAAUAUUCUUCUGACGAGAACCGGCAUCUUGAAACUGGCAGAUUUCGGUCUGGCGCGUCCCUUUAGCACAUCAACCGCCGCCAAGCGGAACUGCAUGACCGUUAAGGUCGUUACGCUAUGGUACCGAGCACCGGAAUUACAUUUGGGAGACAGGGACUACGGGCCGCCGAUCGACUUGUGGUCAGCGGGUUGUAUCAUGGCUGAAUUAUGGACGAGGCGUCCGUUGAUGAUAGCUGAUUCUGAGCAAAUGCAUUUGCAGAUGAUUUCCGGACUGUGCGGAUCGAUCAACACAGAGGUCUGGCCAGAUGUCAAUAAAUUACCACUCUUUAAGGUUGUCAAACUUCCUCAGCACUGCGAUCGAAAGAUAUGCAAAUUAUUGAGGCCCCGCAUAAACAAUGACAAAGCAUUGGACCUGUUGGAUAAGCUUCUGAUUCUCGAUCCGAAAAAACGCAUCGACGCUAAUGAUGCUCUGGACCACGAGUUCUUAUGGACGAAUCCUCUGCCGUGCGAUCUCAGCCCCUUGAUGCGCCAGUACGAUAGGUCGAACUUUUCAAUUAUUUAUAACCGCCGCUGAAAAAUUGAAUGAUAUCGCAUUUAUAGUAUACAGAAUCAUUGACGUGAUAUGAUGUAGCAGCAAGUAUUAAUUAUACUAUUGUACUAUCAGUAUUAACAUAUUAUGAUAUCAGAUUUUUUAAUUAAUAUGUAAUAAUUAAUUAAUAUUACGUGAAAAAUAACUGUAUAUUUGUAUUUUUAAGUUUUUGUAAAAAUUUUUAUAAUGUCAAUCAUUUAAUUGAUAUGUAUGUUGCAUGUUGUACCUAUACAUUUGAAAAGUUUUUAACAGACAUUGUUAUAGAGUAACAUUUUGCUCUUUAAAUACAGAAGACAGCUUUUUUAAUUUUGCA
Molecule: messenger RNA, 1536 nt
Organism: Nasonia vitripennis (jewel wasp)
Lineage: Eukaryota; Metazoa; Arthropoda; Insecta; Hymenoptera; Pteromalidae
Product: cyclin-dependent kinase 9-like
Exons: 6
Coding region: 123-1208 (361 amino acids)
Biological process (GO): protein phosphorylation
Cellular component (GO): nucleus
Molecular function (GO): cyclin-dependent protein serine/threonine kinase activity; ATP binding
Source: RefSeq, a predicted model, not a curated record